AUGGAAAGUGAGGACAUCCAGGAGUGGCCCAGACCACUCUCCUACCGUCUGCGGGCCGGUGAAAAGUCACAUGGAAAAUCAGAAAGCAGUUGCGACCAAGUGCUUGACGAAGCGAAGAUGAAGCGGACUGUAGCGGCUGUCUUGUGCUUGACCAUUCUUUUGGUUCUCUUUGAUGUUUCGCUUGCAGUAAAGAAAGGCAAAGGAGGGAUUGCAGGAAGUCUGACUCUUUUUAAGAAGCUCCCCAAAACAAAAACCACCUUGGACGCCAAACGUAAAGAGUCAAUCCUUAAAAAGGCUAAACAGCCUACGCAGUUUAAUCGGGGGGGCUACCCUCAGCAACCAGCAGGUGGCUACCCCCAGAAUCCAUCCAGUCCGGGAGGGUACCCCAACCAGGUCGGGUACAACCAGUAUCCAGCCAGACCGGGGGGGUACCCCAACCAGGCCGGGUACCCAAACCAGGCGGGGUACCCUCAAUAUCCAGCCAGACCUGGGGGGUACCCCAACCAGGCCGGGUACCCCCAGUAUCCAGGGUACCCCGCCGGUGCUUUCCCAGCACAGAACCACCCAUAUGGCGGGGGUUUAGGCAAUUAUGGAAAUUCUCCAGGUAGUUAUAUCAAUUACAACCCGAACAACCGGAUCCUGAGCCCUCAGUACGGUGGCAGCUUUGGAUACGGGGGUCAUGCGGGUGGGGGCGGCUCUCCCUUCUCUCACUCGGUCCAGGCCAUGGGGUACGCUCCCUCCGAUAAAUCCAGAGGGUUUGGCCGCAGCGCAGUGAUGGCGGCGGCCGGGGGGGCCGUGGCGGGGAUGGCCCUGGGCUACGGGUUAGGACGAUUCCCCCGGCCUCAUUUCCACUUCCACAGCCCCGAGGAGGAGCUCUACUACAACCACUACAUGUACAGGAAGUACGGCGCGAGGUCUACGGACAGCAACGACUACAGCAGAGAUUACGAGCUCCAGACCCCGCCCGGAACAUUCGACAGCUUCAUGGACUCCUGCCUGAGGAGAACCGACCUGCUGCCCGUGGGCCGCAGAAAGCCCGACGACAGACCGGCCCCAGGUCCUGCCCCAGGUCCAGAUCCAGGACCAGCCAAGACAACUAUGGCUGCCAGUUCAACAACCUCAACCGAGGCAGCGCCAGUGAGCGGUAUCGGUAGCACCCCGGCUCAGAACUCCUCGGCCACGCCGCCCUCAACCCCGCUCUCUCCGAAUAGGACAGAGCCCAACCCCGAACCCCCGCCAGCCUCCCAGCUGCUCCAACCGCACGACAGGAUUGAGGAUGAUGACGACACAGUUAGCAUUGUGGAAAUUGGUUAUCCGGCUCUUAUCAGACAGUUGAAAGAGAGGAGAUGCGUAGAACUUUACGUAGUCUACAGCGAGAAGCACUUAAAGAGAAAGAUUGCCCCCGCAGCCAGCGGCUGGGGGGGGGUGGAGACGGGCCACAGUCUGUCCGUAAUCACCAGUGUGGCACUGGUGCUACUGGGAAACAACCUUCCAGAAGGUGGAGACGACCGCAUCUACUCCGAGGAGGCGAACGCUCACCUGCAGGCUCACGGAGACCCGGAACAGGGAGAAAAGUUGACAACUAAAGGGCUUUUAAUCAAGAGGAUGAAGAUGAAGAUAAGUUCCUCAUCAGUGCUGUGCCUGUCCAUUCUUUUGUCUCACGCCGCUCUUUCGCUGGCCAAAAAGGGAGGGGGGUUCGGGAAAAGCUUCGGUACGAAGAAGAUCCCUUCGUCCAGAGGCAGCAGCCACACCAACACAGGCAGCAAACCCAAUCAGGGCUCCACCUCACAUCGUGGAAACCCCAAACAGCCCACACAGAACAACCAGGGAGGCUAUCCCGUCUACCCCAGGCAGCAGGGCGGGGGGGGCUACUACCCCCAGUUUCCCCAAACAGGUUACGGCCAACCUGGCGGAUACCCUGGUGGACACAUCAACAGGAACCCGGCCAACGCCAUCCUGAGCCCGCACUACGGCGGUUCCUUUGGGUACGGGGGCUACGGUACCCGGGGGGGCUCUCCUUUCUCCCAGUCGGUCCAGGCAAUGGGAAAGCACCCCUCCAGCAAUUCCAGAAACUUCGGGCGCAGUGCCGUCAUGGCUGCCGCCGGGGGGGCCGUGGCGGGAAUGGCGCUGGGCUACGGGUUAGGGAGGUUCCCCCGUCCGCAUUUCCAAUUCCGAAACCCCCAGGAGGAGCAAUACUACAACAGCUACAUGUACAGCAAGUACGGGACCAAGUCCACAGACGCCAACGACUACGGCCGGGACUACAGCUUCAGCCCCCCCCCUCAGGGGUACAACAGCUACAUGGACUCCUGCAUGAAGAGGACCAACCUCCUGCCCACCGACGGUCCAAAGCCGGGGAAGCAAUCGGCCGGCUACACGGCUCCAGCUCAGCCUGCUAGCCCCAUCGCAGUCGCCCCCCCGUCAGAGACCAAGACCAGCAACGGCAGCUCAGAGGUCAGUUCAAAUGAUCCUGGAGCCCCCGCUCGACUCUCCCAGAUCGUCGCUGAGGAUGACGAUGAGGUCAGCAUCGUGGAGAUCGGCUACCCGGCUCUGAUCGAGCAGCUGAAGGCCAGGAAAUGCUUGGAGCUGUACAUGAUAUACUCCCAACAGUACUUAACGAGACUGACUGGUGGGGCUCAAGGACUGACUAUGGACUGGCAGGGGCUUUUAGCCGUGGUUUUCGGUAGUCUGUUGAUGGUAAUUAAUUGCAAUAUAGCGGAAAUGUCGCUGCUUUGAAGGCUCGGCUUGCAGGGGAAGACACUGGGAACGGGCCAUGGCCAUUAGAAACGAGCCAAUCGAUUAGAAACGGUGUCGGAACUUCUUAAAACCUUUUUGUGACUUCGCAGGGACCAUUAACGUAAUUGUCGUAACCUUGUGGUCCACUGACUUAUUGUGAUAUCCAAAUGAAAACGAUUAUCUUUCUGAAA
Menidia menidia (Atlantic silverside) is the source of this 2927-nucleotide messenger RNA. The record is from the annotation of a GenBank genome assembly. Lineage: Eukaryota; Metazoa; Chordata; Actinopteri; Atheriniformes; Atherinopsidae.